Manis pentadactyla (Chinese pangolin) is the source of this 4128-nucleotide messenger RNA. RefSeq names its product collagen type X alpha 1 chain (gene COL10A1). The record is from RefSeq and is a predicted model, not a curated record. Bases 2 to 2068 code for a protein of 688 amino acids. The transcript is spliced from 2 exons. Lineage: Eukaryota; Metazoa; Chordata; Mammalia; Pholidota; Manidae. Gene Ontology annotation, molecular function: protein binding.
UAUGGAAUUAUUAUUUUCUGUUUUUCAGAAUCCAGCUGAGAACAUGCUGCCACAAACAGCCCUUUUGCUGCUAAUGUCCUUGAACUUGGCUCGUGGAGUAUUUUAUGCUGAGCGAUACCAAACACCUACUGGUAUAAAAGGCCCACUGCCCAACACGAAGACACAAUUUUUCAUUCCCUAUGCCAUAAAGAGCAGAGGUAUACCAGUAAGAGGAGAGCAAGGUAUUCCUGGCCCACCAGGCCCAUCUGGACCUCGAGGGCACCCUGGUCCAUCUGGACCACCAGGGAAACCAGGCUAUGGGAGUCCUGGACCCCAAGGAGAGCCAGGCUUGCCAGGACCACCAGGACCAACAACUAGUGGGAAACCAGGUCUUCCAGGGCGCCAGGGAAAGCCAGGAGAGAGAGGACCACAUGGACCAAAAGGAGAUAUUGGACCAGCUGGUUUACCGGGACCACAGGGCCCACCAGGGCCACCUGGAAUCCCUGGUCCAGCUGGAAUUUCUGUUCCAGGAAAACCUGGACAACAGGGACCUAUAGGAGCCCCAGGACCCAGGGGCUUUCCUGGAGAAAAGGGUACACCAGGGGUCCCUGGUAUGAGUGGCCAGAAAGGGGAAACAGGCUACGGUGCACCUGGCCGCCCAGGUGAGAGGGGCCUUCCUGGCCCUCAUGGUCCCAUGGGACAAUCUGGCUCUCCGGGAGUGGGAAAAAAAGGUGAAAACGGGCUUCCGGGACAGCCAGGAAUCAAAGGUGAUCAGGGUUUCCCAGGAGAAAGGGGACCAAGGGGCCCACCAGGUCCCCAAGGUCCUCCAGGGGAGCAAGGACCAGAAGGUACUGGAAAGCCAGGAGCUCCUGGGGCCCCAGGCCAGCUGGGAGUUCCGGGGACGAAAGGCUUCCCUGGGUCUCCAGGAAUGGCUGGGCCCCCAGGGGCUCCUGGCAUUGGGAAACCAGGAUUGCCAGGCCUAAAGGGACAAAGAGGUCCUGUCGGACUUCCAGGGAUUCCAGGUGCCAAGGGGGAACAGGGCCCAGCAGGCCAUCCUGGGAAGCCAGGUCUUACUGGGCCCACUGGAAAUAUGGGGCCCCAAGGACUGAAAGGCAUCCCUGGGAGCCAUGGGAUUCCAGGCCCCAAAGGCGAGAUGGGGCUGGCUGGGCCUGCAGGGCAACCUGGGGUGAAGGGAGAAAGUGGCUCCUCUGGGCUACCAGGGAAGCCAGGACUCCCAGGAGAACCAGGUAUCAAUGGACCCAAGGGUAGCCCAGGGUUACCAGGGCCAAAAGGUGAUCCUGGACUUAGAGGACCUCCUGGUCUUCCAGGCCCUGUGGGCCCAGCGGGAGCUAAGGGAGUACCCGGAUACAGUGGUGAGGCUGGGCCAAGAGGAGCCCCUGGAAUACCAGGCACCAGAGGUCCUAUUGGGCCACCGGGCAUUCCAGGAUUCCCUGGAACUAAAGGCCACCCAGGAACUCCCGGUCCUCCUGGCCCAGCUGGCAUAGCAACUAAGGGCCUCAAUGGACCCACAGGGCCACCAGGGCCUCCAGGUCCCAGAGGCCACACUGGGGAGCCUGGCCUCCCAGGGCCCCCAGGCCCCCCUGGUCCCCCAGGCCAAGCAGUCCAGUCUGAGGGCUUUAUAAAGGCCAGCCAAAGGCCUCUUGUCAGUGCCAACCUGGGAGUAACAGGAAUGCCUGUGUCUGCUUUCACUGCUAUUCUCUCCAAAGCUUACCCAGCUAUAGGUACCCCCAUCCCAUUUGAUAAGAUUUUGUAUAACACACAACAGCAUUAUGACUCAAGAACCGGACUCUUUACCUGCAGGAUACCUGGAAUAUACUAUUUUUCCUACCAUGUGCAUGUGAAAGGGACCCACGCUUGGGUGGGCUUGUAUAAGAAUGGCACUCCCAUAAUGUACACUUAUGAUGAAUACGCCAAAGGCUACCUGGAUCAGGCCUCAGGGAGUGCCAUAAUCAAUCUCACAGAGAACGACCAGGUGUGGCUCCAGCUGCCCAAUGCCGAGUCAAACGGGCUGUACUCCUCUGAGUAUGUCCACUCAUCUUUCUCAGGAUUCUUAGUGGCUCCAAUGUGAGCAUAUUCCCACCAUAACAUAAAGCUGCUUGAAAAAGCAUUCCCCUACUCUGCCCCAACCCACAAAAUGUAUCUGCUGAGGUAGGCUGAAAAAAAACAUGACAGAUCUUAAUUUUCCAAAAUACAGAUUUGAGCUUUCAGACCUACAAUUUCCCCCCAGAAAAAGUGAGCAGCAAUAGUAGACAACAUCUGAAGAUCCCCUCAAAUUUCUAGCCAGCAAUCCUAAGACUCUUUAAAGUCUUCUCAGAACUCAUUUGAAAAUUUCACCGUAGAAGUACUGCUAAGUUAAAAGAACAAAAUGGCAAAAAAACUUGAAAUGUGACACUAAAUUAUGAUAAUUUUGAUUUCGGAAACUCUGCAUUUCCUUUUAAAUAAGUCUGUUUCCAACAAUUAACAAGAGAACUUCUAGGAAACACUCAGGAGGUGUCAUGUAUCUUUAUUGAACUAAAUACUUGAAUAUUCAAAUGUAAAAGACACUUUGUACCCCAAAUCUUUCUUUCUAGAGUUGGCAUUACUCGACGGUUUAUAUGGUCCCCUUCAUCAAGAUCUAUUCAAAUACAUAGGUGCAUAUAUACUUCUUUACAGCUCUCAUAAAAUAACAAAAUAUUAUAUUAAAAUUAAUCUAAAAUGCAAGGUGCUUUAGUCAUGAACGUUUUCAAACUUUUCUGUGAUGGCAGAAAAGGUUUCUAUAUGUCUUUCACAACUUGGAAAUGGGUGUCUGACCUAUUUUAUAUAUCUAAUGCAAGUGUGAUUUAUUUACUUCCUUUAUUGAAUCUGAUGUAAUAUGAUUUUUUGGUUUAUAGAACAUUAACAUGUAUACCUUGGGCCCCAUUCUGGUGAAAUUAUAACUAAUAUCAAGGGUUUAAAAAUCUGACUAGAAAUGGAAAUACAUUAUUUAUUUAUGCUCUCUGUACUGUAUUUUUGUGUUGCUAUUUAAAACUUUAAGCUGUGCCUCAUUUAUUAAAGCAUGAAAAGUUUUACCUACUCCUUAUUUACAAGACAAUAAAAUAAUAUCACUAAGUUUUUAUACUGCGUUUCCUUGACAGCAGCAAUUUGCUAUUUUCAACCAUUUUUUUAAGGCUUUUCAUUUUACAAAGUUAAUAAAAAGUAAAACAAUAAAGUGGUGGGUGGCUUUUACAGCUGUCAUGGACAUGCCCCUCUACUGGAGAUGGGCAUCCCCACACCCAAGCCUCAGUGUGGACUGUGAGAUGGCAUCUGCAGAACCACAUGUAGUCCCCAAAUCAGGCAGAAGGGCUGAUGACUGGGCACAGAAAAAUGAGACAAUCACCCCAAAGCAGAGAUUUUCUUCUGGAAAGGAAAGAAGCAGGUGGCAGAGAAUAUAUAGUUUGAACACAUAUUCUGCCAUUACUAUUUACUGACUUGACAUGUUUUUAGUCAUAAUAUUUAGGAUUAUCUUGAUGGCUUACACUACAUUAAAAGGAAGACGAGCCAUUUUUAUGUCAGUCAAAAGGCAACAUUUUUCUAAGUUGAAAACCAGUGCUCUUGAGAGUCUAUCCGUCCAGUGGUUGAAUAGGGAGUCUGGUUCAAGUCACCAGGGUAGCAUACCAUCAAGGCAUCUCUUUAUUUCUUGGAAGCAAUCUCUGUAUAACCAAAGCAAACCUGGUAGAUGGAACCACAGAACCCUAGACCCAGGUUGGCGAUACCUCUGUCCCCAUUCUGGGUUAACUGGUUCUGUUUUUAAGCAAUAAGAAUAGAAUUUUUGCUUUCCCUUUCUAUAGCUACUACACUAAUGGUUACAGGUGUCACCAACCCUCAUUCCCAAGGCAGAAAAGAAGCAAAGCUGGAACUUUAAUUCUGGGGAACCCAUGAAUGAACCUAUUGGCAGGCAUGUAAAAAACAACACAGCUCAGAAAACUGCAAUUGUGGCCAUGAAACAGACAUGAAUAAAGGAACCUCUUAAAAAAUGCAAGCAGUACCAACUUUGUAGAAAAGUUUAAGAUCAAAUUAAAUCCUAACUAAGGAACGUAGCAAAAUAGGUUAAGUUCUAAGUAAUUCUCUAGGCACACAGGAUUUAACAAUCAUCUAUUAAAAAGUCUUACA